UUGCUUCAAGUUUUCGCACUGGAUUCGAAGAUUUUUUGACGCUCCAGAGCUAAAAUGAGUUAUCCGGUUUAUUUUCUUUUCUCGUGCAGCAUAAUUUAUUCACUGGCACCAGCACAAGCAAAUGUUUCUAAGGACUCAGAAAAACCGAGGACUAUUGAAGUAGAUAAUGCGGCGAGAGUGUUUCGCAAAGAUGGGGAGCCAUUCAAAUACGUGGCAGGGGAAUUGCACUAUUUCCGGAUCCCUCGGGCUUACUGGAAAGAUCGCCUCCGGAAAUGCAGAUAUCUCGGCCUCAACGCUGUUUCCACGUAUGUUGAAUGGAGCUCACACGAGCCUCGAUCAAAUGAAUUUGAUUUCACCGGCGAAAACGACUUAGUUUCAUUUAUAAAAUUAGCCCAAGAGGAAAAUUUAUUGGUUCUGCUUCGCCCUGGACCAUACAUUUGCGCUGAAAGAACUCUGGGUGGUCUUCCUGCAUGGAUGUUGGCUAGGAAUUCGGACAUUCAGCUUCGCACCUCAGACCCUGCUUAUCAGAGUUUCGUAGACAGAUGGUUCCAUAUCCUAUUCGAGAAAAUUAAACCUUUACUCUACGGAAAUGGAGGCCCUAUCUUCAUGGUCCAGGUCGAGAACGAGUAUGGGAAUUAUUUCCAAUGUGACGAGGGUCAUUACCGGUGGCUGACAGAGAAGAUGACAAGUUAUGUGGGUAGAAAUGCUAUCUUGUACACGACGGAUCCAGGAAGUAACACUUACAAGUGCGCACCUCCUCCGGGCGUCCUGCCCACGAUCGAUUUUGGCGCUGGAGCUAACGUUGACGCUGUCUUCGAUCAACUGAGCUACCGAAACAGAGGAGGACCCUCGGUCAACUCUGAGUUCUAUUCCGGAUGGUUGUCGCACUGGACGGGACCCCUCGAGGGGAGAGAAGCCGAUGCAAUCGUCGAAACUUUGACGGAUAUUCUCAAUCGCAACGCCUCAGUCUGCCUUUACAUGAUCCACGGUGGAACUAAUUUUGGCUUCACGUCAGGUGCAAAUGCCGAGCCCUACAAAGCUGACAUAACAUCCUAUGACUAUGAUGCGCCAAUCAGUGAGGCAGGAGACCUUACAAGUAAAUAUUUUGCGAUACGAAGCACCCUCAAAAAAUUCGCAGACUCUUAUAAAUUGAGCUUCAGUGGCGCAACGCACGGUACACCGAUGGACUUCCCGAAAAAGGCUUACGGUUCCGUCAAGUUAUCCGCAGUUGUAUCAAUUUUUAACGCACCCGAAAUCUACGACGAUGAGCCACUUUACGAAAAAAUCCCGCAGAGCUUUGAGACGUUGGAAGUAUACUCAGGUUAUGUGCUCUAUGAAACGUAUAUGCCAAAAAAAAUUCCCGACUUCGCUACUCUGUCGAUUUUAAAAGUUCGAGACCGAGCCACCGUUUAUUUGGAUGAGGAACCAAGAGCUAUUUUUAGUAGAUCAUCUGGACUGAAUUCAUUGUCUCUUUUGCAAAAAGAUAGAGGGGAAAAAUUGAGCAUACUCGUCGAAAAUCAAGGAUACGUCAACUACGAUCCGCAUAUGCAAGGCGAUUUAAAGGGUCUCCUGUCGAUUCCUUCGAUGGACGGAAGACCACUUCUGGGAUGGACCAUGACCAAAAUUAGUUUGCCGAACAUAGAGCCGCUUCAUGAUAUGAUGACCGCCCCUAUCAGCUCAAUGGUAAAACUGCCGGCUUUCUACAUGGCAGAUUUCCAAUUACCCCAGGAGAAUGGAGAUACGGCCCAACCUGCAGAUACGUUCCUGGACCCUAGCGGGUGGGGCAAAGGCGUAGUAUUUGUGAACGGCAAGAACAUGGGUCGUUAUUGGCCCAGUGUUGGACCCCAAGUGACUCUGUAUAUACCAGGUUGUUACUUGAAAGCUCAUCCCGGGAUCAACAAAUUGGUCAUCCUCGAGGAAGAAAAAGUUCCCGAAGCACUCGAGAUGAGGUUCAGGGAUAGGCACAAAUUAAAUUCGACCCUAAUUUAUUAAUGUAUUUUUAUAUAUCGACGGUGCA
This is a messenger RNA of Bemisia tabaci, 2017 nucleotides long. Lineage: Eukaryota; Metazoa; Arthropoda; Insecta; Hemiptera; Aleyrodidae. The record is from RefSeq and is a predicted model, not a curated record.